GCUUUCUUCAUUCAUUCUUUUCUCUGUCACUCAUUUGACCGGUUUGGUCUUACACAUUCUUUUGUUCAAUUGACGUUCCGCAUUGCACGCUUCGUGCUCCUUUAGCUUUAACCAUUCUAUCAUUCUCCAAUAUGAAAGCCCCUCAGACAACAUUUAUGUUCGCGGCCCUUCUGGGGCUCGCUGCAGCCUCUGAUGACAUUCGCUGUGCGAGUGAAUCCAUUCCUAUCCCCGGCCUCGGCAAGGAGAUGACUUCUGCCAUGGACACCAUCAUCAAGAGCACCGUCGACCAAGUCUGUGACCACCCAGAGAACUUCAUCCCCGAUGCAGACGGCAUUGCCCAGCUGCUCGGUCUUGAUGCCGACCCAGUGCACUUCCAAGUCACGCUCCCCGACGCUGUUACCAAGAUCUCCUCCGAGGUCUGCCACCGCGUCCUCACCGCCAUCAUCGGCCAGUGCAUCUCUGACAAGAACGUCUGGGGAGGGUCUGCCGCCGUAGACGGCGCUCUGUACGAGAUCGGUCAGCUCACCGACAAGCUCCCUCUGCACAUUGGCACCCCUGCGCUUCCCAGCGAGGUUCCGGCUGUGUCGGACGUGGCCGCCAUUGCGUCUAAUCUUCCCAUCUCGUCUAUUGCCGCCGCGCUGCCCACUGCGAUCCCUACGGCAAUUUCCGGCGAGGCCACCGGCCUUCUUGAGAAGAUUCCCGGCCUUGGUGGCCUUUUCAGGCGUCAGCCUAUCAACAUUGGUACCUACAACCCUGAGUACUUCCGCACCAAGUACGGCAUCGAGCCCACUCCUACUGCUGGCGGUGACGAGGCUGAGGCUACUGGUGGAGCUGGAGACGAAGAGACUGAGGAGCCAACUGAAGAGGAGGGUGAAGACACUGAGGAAGAGGAUACCAGCGAAACCGAAGAAGGCGAUGACAACUUCGAUGAAGAAGAGCCCGAAGAGUCUGAUGUGCCAACCUCCUCCUCCGCCGCCAUCUCGACUCCUGGACCUCUCGUUCCCACACACAGGCCGUAUGCCCCUGGCUCCCAGCACUCUUACGGCUCUGGAAACGGAACCGGUCCCUUUCCCGGAACUGCAACUGGUGCGACUGGCUACGCUUCUGGAACUGCCGUGUUGCCCACUGGAACCGCUCCUGUCUUGCCUACAGGAACUGCGUCGCCCAUCGAGCCUUCAGGCAGCUAUGGCGCCGGAAACUCUGGAUCCAACUCUACGAUCGUGGACAUCCCCACCCCCGUCCCUGAGCCUUCAUCUGGGUACGGCACCGGCGAGAGCGGAGUGAGCUCAGACGUUGAGGCUUCUACCACUGCUGCGCCCGCGACUCCUUCAGGCAACGGGUACAGCACUGGUGAGGGCGAGGGCAAGGUCAGCUCUGAUGUCGAGGCAUCUACGACUGCUGCGCCCGCCGUCCCCUCAGGAGGAUCUUACAACACCGGCGGCGAGGGCGGCGUCAGCUCAGACGUUGAAGCCUCAACCACCGUCUCCCCCGAAGAGCCGUCCCUCCCCAUCCCGACCGGCGAUGCCCCAGCAGUCACCCCCUCCGGCCUGUACCCAACCGGCGGCGAGGAGCCCUCGGGCAUCUACUCCUCCGCCGACAUCGUCCCCACCAGCGACGCCGCGCCCGCGUCGCCCUCAGGCAACGGCUAUAACGCCGGCGAGGGCGAGACACCUGCUACGACCGCCGCCCCUGCCGAGCCUUCAGGCGAUGGGUACAGCACCGGUGGCGAUUCGGGCGCUGAGUCCUCCGCCGAACCCGCAGUCCCCUCUGGCGGUGUUUACUCCAUCCAAACCGUCGCCAACCCGCCCGAGACGCCUGCCACGACGGCGGCCCCCUCUGGUGGCGUAUAUUCGAUCCAGACGGCCGCAAACAGCCCCUCGACUACGAGCUGCACGAAGACGACGCUCGAGAAGCGCGCAAGGCCGACGCAAGCCACUGUGUUUGUUUGGCCUCAGUGAGCGCUUUUGACUUGAUGGAUUAAUGUUGCUGCAUGCAUGUUUGGCGCUGGCUAGAUUUGGGCUUGGAUUUGGAUUCAAUUCUACACGUCGGGAUUUUUGAGGUGUCGUCCAUGUAGACGGCAUCGAUUGCAUGCAUACCCUGUGGGUCUAGAUAGUCACAAUGUUCAAACACACUUCUCUAUGUUC
This is a messenger RNA of Paraphaeosphaeria sporulosa, 2144 nucleotides long. RefSeq lists its product as uncharacterized. Lineage: Eukaryota; Fungi; Ascomycota; Dothideomycetes; Pleosporales; Didymosphaeriaceae. The transcript has 2 exons. The record is from RefSeq and is a predicted model, not a curated record. The coding region runs from base 132 to 1958 and encodes 608 amino acids.